GGAGAGAGCGAGGUGGGAGGGUAGAGGGCACUGGCUGAUAAGGCAGUGGGCACAUCUAGCGUGGUGCACUGCCAGGCGUGAUCGCGACUCAAACAGCAACACCCAGGACCACCCCUGAAAACCAGCGGCUCCUAGUACCCUGAAGGAGGGGUCCCAGCCCCUGCGGGGUCUCAGUGCCCCUGGAGGUGGUCGCUGUGGCAGAUCUGCUGGCCACGUCGUCUCUUCUGUCACCGACUGCAGCAUGGGCAACUUUAGAGUGGAUGACUUCGUGGCCGGGUGGAUUGGAGGAGCCUCCAGCGUCGUGGUGGGGCAUCCCAUGGACACAGUGAAGACUCGACUGCAGGCCGCCUCUGGGUACCGUAGCAUGUUCCACUGCAUGACCUCGAUCUACAGGAAGGAGUCGGCGCUGGCUUUCUUCAAGGGCAUGUCCUUCCCUCUGGCGAGCAUCGCCGCCUACAACUCGCUCGUGUUCGGGGUGUUCAGCACAUCGCGGCGAGUUCUGGAGUCGCUGAGACCCCCCGUGGGCUCCGGCGUCCCGGGGUCUCACCAGCACGCCGCCGACGCCGCGCCGACGCGCACCCCCGUGUCCGAGCUGAUGCUGGCGAGCGCGCUCACGGGUGCCGUGUCCGUAACCGUGGGGGCGCCCGUGGACCUGGUCAAGAUUCGACUGCAGAUGCAGACCCAGCCUCCUGCUCCUCGUGCUCUCCACGUUGCUCCCCUAGGCCUACAGCCGUGCUCACUGUACCGGGGCCCCAUCCACUGCGUGUGGCUCACGGUGUCUCGCGGGGGGCUGCGGGGACUCUACAGAGGGGCCGGCGCGAUGCUGCUGAGGGAUGUCCCGGGCUACUGCACGUACUUCGUGCCCUACGUACUGCUGUGCCAGCUCUUCACCCCCAGUGGCCAGCCCGAGCCCUCCAUGGGUGCGAUUUGGGUGGCAGGAGGACUGGCAGGAUCCUUGUCCUGGGGUCUCGCUACCCCCUUCGACGUGGUGAAGAGUCGCCUGCAGGCGGACGGGGUUGUGGAGACUAAGUACACCGGGGCCUGGCACUGUGCCCAGCACAGCUACCGCGCAGAGGGGCUCCCGGUGUUUUUCCGGGGUCUCACCGUGAACUUGGUCCGCGGGUUUCCAAUGAGCGCCGCCGCCUUCCUCGCCUACGAGUUCAGCCUGCGCGCCAUCCGCGGCAUGGGGCAGGGCGCGGGGCUGUGACCCUCUCGGCGGGGGCGGUGGGGAGGGGGGUGCAGGUGGCUGGGUGGAUUGGAUGCGAUUGGUGGAAGGUUAGUGGAAGGUUGGACGGCAGAGCCGCCGGAGGGAGGGAGGGAGGCCGGGUGGACGAAGCUGACGUUGCCCCCGGCUUGGGCUCACAUAAAAGGAGGGAAGCCCCCACAACGGAGCUGUUGUUUUUAUGUCUCCAAUGAAUCAAGAGGGAGUGCCCCCACGGGACAUCCUGACCCGGGCCUCAAGGAAGAGCGUGGAUGGACGUGUGGAUGGUGGAGUUGUCACCUUCGGGAAGCGGUGGCUCGACGUGUUGAUGCCAGCUCUCACCUGUGUGUAUGUAUGUCACCUGUGUGUAUGUGUGUGUGUCACCU
This is a messenger RNA of Petromyzon marinus (sea lamprey), 1587 nucleotides long. Lineage: Eukaryota; Metazoa; Chordata; Hyperoartia; Petromyzontiformes; Petromyzontidae. The record is from RefSeq and is a predicted model, not a curated record.